Daphnia magna is the source of this 985-nucleotide messenger RNA. RefSeq names its product pre-mRNA-splicing factor SYF2-like. NCBI's taxonomy places the organism in Eukaryota, Metazoa, Arthropoda, Branchiopoda, Diplostraca, Daphniidae. Bases 227 to 925 code for a protein of 232 amino acids. The record is from RefSeq and is a predicted model, not a curated record. Gene Ontology annotation, cellular component: catalytic step 2 spliceosome; post-mRNA release spliceosomal complex; Prp19 complex. The transcript is spliced from 2 exons.
UUCUCUCAGCCUUAUGGCGAAUUGGCGAUGAUAUCGGUCUUUACUUCGUAGUCUGUGGUCGUAGUACAGUAAACAGUCAGUACCUUAAAGUCAUCAACACCGUUAACUGUCGUAUUCGUUGACCCAUCGUUGACUCUCUACCUAAAUAAAUCCAGGAAGGAAAAGAUAAAGAAAACAAAAGGAAAAAUUAUUUGUAUAGAAAACGAAGGUAAGUGCAGCCUUCAGGAUGUCAGACAAGCCAGACCUACCAAAAUCCAAUACAAAUGCUGAAGCCUCCAAACAAAUUGAGAGAAUGAAAAAGCUGCGACAAUUACACAGUCGUCGAAAUGAGGCCCGCCAGAAAAACCAUCAAGAAGUUCUAGAGGAAAGUAAACGAAGCAAGCUACCUGCUAACUGGGAAGCAAAGAAGGCCCGUGCAGAUUGGAUUCUAGAGACUGAAGCUCAACGUGAAGAGGCAGCAAGACUUGGGAAAGACUAUUCCCGCAGCAAGCUGUUAGAAGUUGGAGCUGAUGAAGCUGAACGGAAAGAAAGAAGAAAUCAGAAAAAAAAUCCAGAUAAAGGGUUUGCAGAUUUUGAACAGGCAACCUUCCGUCAGUAUUCCAGGUUAGUUCAAGAUAUUAAACCUAACAUGGAAGAAUAUGAGAAGGAUAAAGCAAAUCUGGGAGAUGCCUUUUAUGCCGGAAAGAACACUAUUGUACAUGGGUUGCAUAAAGAUUCUCCGGAAGCGAUGAAUCGUAUGGUGGAAGACUUGCAUAAGCAAAUAGAAAAGCGUGAGAAGUAUAGUCGUCGCAGACGUCACGACGAUGAUGCCGAAAUUGAUUACAUCAAUGAACGGAACAUGCGCUUCAAUAAGAAACUGGACCGUUUCUAUGGGGAAUUCACAACAGAAAUUAAGCAAAAUCUUGAACGUGGUACUGCUAUUUAACGCAAACGCAAUGUGACUCCAUGAAAAAACAUUUCCGAAAAUACAGACCUUUAAAAACAA